UCUUACCGCUAUAAUUUUUUUUUCUGAAUACAACUUCAACUAUAGCCUAUAGUCAGAUGUAGAGUCUACUUCUACAGUGUUUUAUAUAGUUUGCAACCAGAUUUGAGUUUCUCAUUCUGAAGUUUUCUAAAGUAAUUGCAAAGUACUUGUUUACUUUUUACUUUUUUACACUUUAAAAUGUGUGUUGGAUUGUGAUCAAAUAAUAUGUUUAGUCUACCUCUUUAUUCAACUUGUAUAUUUAUUGGCUUAGCCUGGGUACAAUCCUUAGCAUCUGGGCCGGCCACCUCGUGCCUGCCCGCGCAACAGUGCUCGGCACUGACGACGCCCGGAUCUGCUCCAUCUACGGCCGCCUGCGCCACUCAGCGCCCUUCCUCACCCCGGGACCGGGUCAGCACCCUGGGACUCAGGUCUCCUCGACGUGGAGCUGCCUCCGGGGAGGCCCGGCUGGGAGCCUCCCACCCGACUAACCACGGUUAGUUUUUGAAAAUAUUUCAUAGACAUGUAAUUGAAUUGAGCUUGCCAUGGUAUUCCUUUCUGCCCACACUUAUUUUUUGACUGCAGGUUUUUCUAAUUCUGAAGUGGACGCACUGAAGGGUGGGCUUAAAGGAUAAGGCCAGUUUCUGAUCAUAGCACAGCCUUAUGUCCAGUAAACACAGAGCAGAGGCAAGUCAGCGAUACUGCUGGAGGCUGGGAGGGUGGGGCCAAGCUGUCGGGCUGGUUGCCAGGAAGCAAAACGGGACAUAAUAGGGUCUAGGAGUUUGGGGGUAGGGUUGUCUGACCACCCAGCUUUGCUUCCCCAAGCGGGAACCACCACAGCCGGUCAGAAUAUCUCCAGACCUUCCCUUGGCACAGCCGGGGCCCCACAAGCCCAUCCCCAGGGCAUUCUUCGCCAACGCUGUUCAAAUCCCCUCCCCACCCUAAAACUCCAGGAAACUCCCUUUCCAAUUUCUGGGUCCACAGCUAUUGACACCCUUGGAAUAGGAGGCAGGAGACUGCCUCAGAGCUUGUUCCGGCCCAGUGCCAGCCUGGGAAACUGUUUGUUUUCCCGGUGCCCAGGGAUACGCAAUGGGCCCUAGGCCCGGGCUCUCAGUCCUGCUGGUCCUGAGCCGAGCGUGGAAAGUGGGUCUUCUGCGAAUUCUGUCCACAGGUGCUGCAAGCCGCAGGCGCCUCCGCCGGUGCCAUGGGCUCAGAAGGCUGGGUCGGCACUUGGCGACCUCAUCGGCCCCGCGGCCCCAUCGCAGCGCUCCACAGAGGCCCGGGGCCCAAAUACAAGCUGCCGCCGAACACCGGUAGCAGGGCGGACGCCUGGGAGGAAGUGGGAAGGUGGGACAGCGCUGUGGGCCUGGAGUCCAGGGCUGGGGGGCUGUGCCCAGAUCAAAGAGCGAGGCCGAAAGACGAAACGGCUACAUCCUGCACGACCCGUCUCGGCCACGCGCCCCCGCCUUCACCUUCGGCACGCGCCUCGCCACGCAGCAGACAUCCUGUGGCCCCGGGCCCGGCCACCUGGUGCCAGCCGGCAUGACAGUGCGAGGCACCGACGGCGCUCCGGCCUACUCCAUCUACGGCCGCCUGCGCCACUCGGCGCCCUUCCUCACCCCGGGACCGGGCAGGUACUUCCCAGAACGUGCGGGAAAUGCGACACACCCUAGCGCUCCGCGCCAUACCAUCGCUCCACGAAACUGGGGCGUUCUCUCAAAGCAGGAGACCCCAGGCCCCGGGUCCUACACUGUGCCUUCGCUCUUAGGCCCGCGUGUCAUAGGCAAAGUCUCAGCCCCAACAUACUCCAUCUAUGGCCGCAGCGCUGUGGGCAGCUGCUUCGAGGACCUCAGCAAGGUGGGGAAGGGUCUGUUCGCUGAGCAUCCCGGGUGGUCUAAGGGGGUCAGCAGCCGGAAAUGGGAAUGGUGGCGAACACCUGGUGUUACUGGGGACGCUGAGGCAGGAGGGUUGCGAGUUCGAAGCCGGUCUGGAGUACACAGUGAGCGCCUAGCUCAAAACAAAAGGGGGACGGGCAGUAGUCCACGAGGAACGGAGGCUGGCCCCAGCACCUUUCCUACCUUCCUACAGACCCCAGGCCCCUGCGCCUACCAUGUGGUGAACCCUGGGGUCUACAAGGCCCGAGCCCCCCAGUUCACCAUGCUGGCACGGACUUCACUGCCUCAAGACAGCACUUUAAAUCCAGGACCCGCGGCUUACAACGUGGACGAGGUGGUCUGGAAUGCAGGGCCAUGGGGCAGGGGCAGGGGUUCUGAGGUCCGAAAUAUGAGUCGGGGUCCCUGGGGAAUAAGAGCCAUGAGAAGCCCAACACCAGGCUCUGCAAGGUCAGCUAAAUCUCCUGGGCCCGCAGCACCGGAAGCCACGAGGCUGGAGCUUCGGGAUCCGGCACUCAGACUACCUAGCCCCAAUGAUGACUUCCAUGGACAACUGACGCCGGGCCCGUCGGCACUUACUGGCCCACCGCUGUUUGCUUAAAAGCUUCCGAAGCCAGUCUUGUGU
Molecule: messenger RNA, 2493 nt
Organism: Nannospalax galili (Upper Galilee mountains blind mole rat)
Lineage: Eukaryota; Metazoa; Chordata; Mammalia; Rodentia; Spalacidae
Gene: Cimap1b
Product: outer dense fiber of sperm tails 3B
Exons: 4
Coding region: 1519-2469 (316 amino acids)
Cellular component (GO): cytoskeleton
Source: RefSeq, a predicted model, not a curated record